GUCAUUCUAAUAAGUUUUUGCAAAUGGGGAGAUAUCCCUGCUGCAAAGAGAGUUCUGCAGAGUUGAAGAAGGGGCCAUGGUCAACAGAAGAGGAUAAAAAGCUCGCAGAUUAUAUUCAUGAAAAUGGGAUUGGGAACUGGCAACUGGUUCCCAAACGGGCCGGGUUAAACCGCUGCGGAAAGAGCUGUAGAUUGCGAUGGACCAAUUAUCUGAGGCCUGAUAUUAAGAGGGGAAGUUUUUCUGAGGCAGAAGAGAAUAUGAUCAUUCAACUCCACAAACAACUUGGAAAUAGGUGGUCAAAGAUUGCAGCUAAACUUCCAGCUGGAAGGACAGACAAUGAAGUGAAGAAUUAUUUCAACACACAUAUAAAGAAAAAGCUUAUGAGAAUGGGAAUCGAUCCAAUCACUCAUAAACCAUUACCUAAUCUCAAUCAUCUUCUCAAUAAUCUUCCCCAUAAUUAUUAUAAUUCCUUCAAUAAUAAUAAUCCAAUUAUCAGUCCAUUAGAGUCUAUUCUCAGGUUGCAAGCAAAUCUCACUCAAAUGGCCAAUGCACAACUCCUCCAAAACAUUGCCCAAAUCCUAAACAACAACAACAUCCCUUUACCCUUAGUACAAAACAACAUUAAUAAUGUUCCAUUGUUGUUGAACAACAAUAAUGUCACAACUUUCGACAACUUUAACGUUGGAUCAAACGAAUCUCCCCUCUUUGAUCACCCCUUGUCCACCACCCCGAACUCAUACACUAUCGAAUCAGUGCUCGAUCAGCCCUCUCCCAUGUCAAACUCCUUUGGAUUCGUGCCGGGCAACGACGAUUUGGUCCCUAGGGUUUUAACGAGCAAUAUCUCAUCGCUCCCACCGCUUGUCUCGGCAACGCCAGAGACGUCUAUCUCCGACCAAAUGUUCCCAAUGGGUGCGAUGCAAUGUGGUAGUGGUGGUGGUGACGACGAUGACUUUAGUGCAUGGGAGAAAGUUUUUUGUGACGAAGGAAAUAGUUCUUUGUUGGAAAGCAUAUUUCAGUGAUUGUUUUUGCAUGCUACUAUUUAAUUAGUUCUUGAAUGUAUACAUACACUGUAGAGAUAAUGUUUAUGCAUACAUAUGAUGUAUAAAUAUAGUAUGUAUGUCUGUGU
Molecule: messenger RNA, 1126 nt
Organism: Ipomoea nil (Japanese morning glory)
Lineage: Eukaryota; Viridiplantae; Streptophyta; Magnoliopsida; Solanales; Convolvulaceae
Product: transcription factor MYB39-like
Exons: 3
Coding region: 24-1019 (331 amino acids)
Source: RefSeq, a predicted model, not a curated record